CCUACCCACUUUUGAUAACUUCAUUGUACGCAACAUGGGUCUACUGACAGGGAAGGCAUGAAUGGCGAUUCAUGCAUUAGUGUAGAAUGCCAAAGGCAGAGUACCUAUAUAAGACGAGCAUGUGGUGAGAUACAGAUAUAGGCGUGGUACGUCGCCGUGUUUGCAACAUGUCAUCUGAACCCACUGAGCAGGAGAUCUAUCAUGCGGACCGAGAUGCACCUAAGCGAGUCUCCAGGUUCACGCGAUGGUAUAGAAGCCCGUUAUUCAAUGUCAUCGUUGUGGGUAUGAUCAGCUUUACACAACCGGGUAUAUGGAACGCUCUCAACAACGUUGGUGCAGGUGGUCAGCAAGAGCCGUAUCUGGUUAAUGGUGCCAAUUCUCUGACAUUCGGGAUAAUGGUCUUUGGUUGCUCUCUCUUCGCCAUACUUGCCAACAAGUUCGGCUUGAAGAAUAUACUUCUUCUGGGGACUCUCGGGUACGCACCCUACUCUGCGUCGCUAUACGUGAACAACCGCUACGGAGUGGAAUGGUUCGUGCUGCUUGGUGGUGCAACAUGCGGCAUCGCAGCAUCCGCACUCUGGGCUUCGGAGGGCGCUAUCGCGCUAGGUUACGCCGACGUACACAACCGAGGGAAGUUCACCGGCAUCUGGCUGGGCUUGCGAGAGCUCGGCCAGCUCAUCGGUUCCUCGAUACAGCUCUCUCUCAAUUAUAAGAGUGGACAGCGUGGAAAAGUAGGGUACACGACCUACAUUGUCUUGAUUGCACUCCAAUGUCUCGGCCUUCCACUAGCCCUCCUUGUGUCGCCACCUCAUAAAGUUUAUCAUCGCGACGGUCGCAAAGUCCCGGACCCGACGAAGAACAAAGCUGUUCUGAAAGAGGUGCAAAGAUGGUGGGCAUUACUUCGUGAUAGGCGUUUCUUCUUACUUGUACCUGUCAUGAUCGGAUUCAACUGGAACAACACGUACCAAGGCAUCUAUCUUACCAAGUACUUCUCAGUCCGUGCGAGGACGUUAGGAUCCUUGACUUCCGGUGUUGCAGCGACAUUCGCCAACAUCUUCUGGGGCUGGUUCUACGAUACCAAGUUCGUAAGCCGACCGACGCUCGCGAAGGUUACGUGGGGCAUCUUCUCAUUGCUCAUGCUGGGCCUAUUUGGCUGGCAAGUCGCCAAUGAGAAAAUGUAUGCCGGCUCAAAAGUGACACUCGACUGGGAUCUCCCAGGCUUUGGACGUGGGUUCGCUGUCAAUGUACUCUUUCGCUUUAUGAAUGAGUCCCAUUACAUGUUCGUCUAUUGGAUUCUGGGAGCUUUCUUCGACGACAUUGAAACUCUAACUCUUGCGGUCGGCUUGUUACGCUCAUUCGAGUCGGUUGGAUCCUGCUUGGCUUUUGGUAUCGGGGCCGCUAAGAUCGAGCCCAUGGCAAAUCUCAUCGUUGCUUUCGUGAUGUUCGCCAUCACGAUCCCAUCGACGUUUGCAGCGACGUUUCUUGUUCCUGAGAGACCCAUAGAUGAACGUAUGAGCGACCAUGGCCUCGUGGAGGCGGCAGAUAGUCGGUUUGCUGAUGAAGCGGUGAUAGACGUAGCAAAGAAAGACAACGCGUAG
This is a messenger RNA of Alternaria alternata, 1598 nucleotides long. RefSeq names its product MFS general substrate transporter. NCBI's taxonomy places the organism in Eukaryota, Fungi, Ascomycota, Dothideomycetes, Pleosporales, Pleosporaceae. The record is from RefSeq and is a predicted model, not a curated record. Gene Ontology annotation, biological process: transmembrane transport. The coding region runs from base 168 to 1598 and encodes 476 amino acids. Gene Ontology annotation, molecular function: transmembrane transporter activity. The transcript is spliced from 4 exons.